Molecule: messenger RNA, 534 nt
Organism: Porites lobata
Lineage: Eukaryota; Metazoa; Cnidaria; Anthozoa; Scleractinia; Poritidae
Source: the annotation of a GenBank genome assembly
AAGGGGCAUGAAAGUAAGCGGAUAACAGCGAGUAACCUAUCUUUAAUCAGCCAAAUCGCAACGCAAUCCAAGGCGAUAGUUCUCUCGUUCACAUCUGUACUUUCUCUUCCACUCUCAGCGCCUUCACAAAUUUCAGUUUAUUUCAAGCUGGAAAGGAAUUUGUCAAAAAAGAGAAACCUCAUCAUUGAACUCGCGAAGGUAUGGGAUCAUAUCGCUAUGCAUGUCAACGAUAGCGUCGUGUCUAUUUCUGGUUUUCUUUUGAAGAAACACGUUCUUAAUGUCUUGUCUUUCAAUAAAUGUAAACCGGUUUUGAAAUGAAAUACAGCAAAAACACCUGACAAACUCGAGUAACCAAACGAACUGAUGUAGUUAUAAUUCGCGUGAUCAUUGUUGUAUACGUAUUCCAUCAUUGUUAUAUAAAGAAUCUUCUUAAAGUCUAUACUGAAAUGGAAAAUUUCUUUUAGUCAUAAUCAAUGACUGCUUCUUUCAUAGGAAACAAUCGCGCGUUACUUGGCUCCCAGCAAAGACCUCUGA